Molecule: messenger RNA, 2786 nt
Organism: Danio rerio (zebrafish)
Lineage: Eukaryota; Metazoa; Chordata; Actinopteri; Cypriniformes; Danionidae
Gene: acsf2
Product: acyl-CoA synthetase family member 2
Cellular component (GO): mitochondrion
Molecular function (GO): medium-chain fatty acid-CoA ligase activity
Source: RefSeq, marked validated
AAGCUUCCUGAUGUGAUCGGGUUUGCGUCCUCUACAGUUCAUAUUCCGGUGCAGCUGCUCGUCUUACAACUUCAAGUGUUGUUGUUGUGGAUCAACGAUUAACUUUUGGGAACUUUGGGACCACAGUUGCACUCGGCUCCGCUUAAAAGUCGUGAACUCGUAAUUUAGUUGAUUGCAGUUAAUUCGGGGCUGCUUUGUUUUUAGUGCUUCUGCAUUUUUAGCGUAUAAUGCGCCUGCAUGUGUUUGGAAACGUGUUUUUGUUUGUUUGAUUGCAGUCGCAUCGAGUUUCUGAAUUAAAAAGCUGCGCUCAGAUUCUUCAAAGUUUACUUCAAUCAGAAAGGCGAAGCUGAAAGAAAGAUGUCUUCUAAGAUUCUUCUGACUAAUCUACGAACAUCUGCGAGCUUCUGCAAAACCCUGAAGUUUCCGCAGAGACCCUGGACUCCUUUCAUUGCUUCCCAACAGAGCUGUGCCAUUCAUGUGGAUAAUCCACCCAGCAUCCCAACCCUGACUACAAGCUAUGUCCAUGGCCUCUCUUCCCAUCCACUGCAGUCCAGUACUGUGGACCAGUGUCUUCAAGCUACAGUUGAGCGUUACCCAGACCGUGAAGCCAUGGUUUUUGUGCAGGAUGGAAUACGCAAGACCUUUGCUGAGUUUUACCAAGACGUGGAAAAGGCUGCUGCGGGUCUGCUGGCGGCUGGGCUGAAGCGGGGAGAUCGAUUAGGGAUGUGGGGACCAAAUAUCUAUGAAUGGGUACUGAUGCAGUUUGCCACAGCUAAAGCAGGGAUCAUUUUGGUUGCGGUGAACCCGGCUUAUCAAUUGCAAGAGGUAGAAUUUGCUCUCAGAAAGGUGCAGUGCAAUGCAGUUGUCUGCCCAACUAAAUUCAAAUCCCAGCAUUACUGUGACAUGUUAAAGCAGCUUUGUCCAGAGAUGGAGACUGCUUCACCUGGAGGAAUUAAGAGUUCAAGACUUCCAGACUUGCAUACUGUGAUCGUGACUGACAGUCAGCAGCCAGGAUCUUUCCUUUUGAAAGAUCUGAUGCAGGCAGGAAGCAGCCAACACUAUCAACAACUUCAAGACCUACAGAAGAAACUUGUUUGCGAUGAUCCCAUAAACAUUCAGUUUACUUCGGGAACUACUGGAAAGCCCAAAGGAGCCACUCUAUCUCAUCACAACAUCGUGAACAAUGCUUAUUUCACUGGCAUGCGCAUUGGCUACAACUGGAGGAAAAAUGUGAGGAUAUGCUUGCCGGUGCCCCUGUAUCACUGUUUUGGCUCAGUGGGUGGUGGUGUAAUCAUGGCUUUGUAUGGCACCACAGUGAUUUUUCCAUCAACCGGUUAUGAUGGACGUGCCAACCUUCGGGCAAUAGAGAAAGAGAAGUGUACAUUUGUCUACGGUACCCCCACUAUGUAUAUCGACAUGCUCGGACAGCCAGACCUGGCCAAGUUUGAUUUGUCAUCAGUUCGGGGUGGUAUUGCGGCUGGAUCUCCUUGUCCUCCUGAGGUCAUGCGUAAAAUCCUAAAUGUCAUGGGUAUUAAGGAAAUGGUGAUUGGCUAUGGCACAACUGAAAACAGCCCUGUGACAUUCUGUGGCUUUCCUGUGGACAGUGCAGAGAGAAAGAUAGAGACUGUUGGAUGUAUUUCCCCACACACCGAGGCUAAAGUCGUGGACCCUACAACAGGAGAGAUCGUGCCUCUGGGGGCUCAGGGGGAGCUGAUGAUCAGAGGGUAUUGUGUGAUGCUGGAGUACUGGCAGGAUGAGGAGAAGACCCGUGAGUGCAUCACGAAAGACCGCUGGUACAAAACUGGUGAUAUUGCCAGUUUGGACCAGUUUGCAUACUGCAAAAUAGAGGGGCGCAUCAAAGAUUUGAUCAUCCGAGGAGGAGAAAACAUCUAUCCUGCUGAAAUUGAGCAGUUUCUGCACACACAUCCCAAAAUUCUAGAAGCACAGGUGGUUGGUGUGAAGGAUGAGAGGAUGGGAGAGGAAGUAUGUGCUUGUAUUCGACUUAAGGAGGGUCAGGAAUGCACUGUAGAAGAGAUUAAGGCUUACUGCAAAGGAAAGAUUGCCCAUUACAAGGUGCCGCGCUAUAUAUUGUUUGUUCAGGAUUAUCCUCUGACAAUUACAGGCAAGAUCCAGAAGCACAAACUGCGCGAGCGGACCGAAAAACAGCUCGGACUGUGAUGAUGGCAUCUGUGGGAUUUUUUUAAACCGUUACAAGCAGGAAAUUAUGCUAAGGACUUUACUAGGUCACUUUUGUGAUUUCCACAUUUAUAAUUAGACCCAUCAUGUUUUAUAUGUGCACGAUAUUACACUAAGUUACCACAAUUUUAGAAAAACCAGUGGCAUUUCACUAUCUUAAUGGAACAAUUCACCCCAAAGACUUGCUGUUAAUUUACUUAAACUCAGGCCUUCCAAGAUUGAAGUCAACUUGUUUCUUCAGUAUCAGCUCACAUGUGGGAUUGUAUCCGCAAAUUCUCAGAAGCCACAGAUAUUGGUUUUGUUUAGUCUGUAUAUGGCUUUUAUCAGUGUUUGGUAUCUGUUUAUGAUGGAAAAACAGCUACCGAGUAAAUUAACAGCAACUUUUACCUCUCUCUCUUUACAAAUCAUGUACUUUUAAUUGUUUUUAUUUUGUUAUGAAUUGCAUACGAUUGAUUCACAAUCAUGGGUAGUGGGAUACAAAAAUAGUCAUAGAAAUUAGUUACUCUAUGCAUGCUUAUAUUAAGUAAAUGUAUUAAUACAUGUCUAAUAAAAUGAACCUACCAAUUAUAAUUCUCAUGAAACAAAAAGAC